Messenger RNA from Scatophagus argus, 2654 nucleotides. RefSeq names its product translocase of inner mitochondrial membrane 10 homolog B (yeast) (gene timm10b). The transcript is spliced from 3 exons. Gene Ontology annotation, cellular component: mitochondrial intermembrane space chaperone complex. Lineage: Eukaryota; Metazoa; Chordata; Actinopteri; Scatophagidae. The record is from RefSeq and is a predicted model, not a curated record. Bases 274 to 1029 code for a protein of 251 amino acids.
AGUGAAGCGUCUUCCAAGGCGGAGACGAUCUUCGUUACAAACAUGGCAGCGCGCAUGUGAAUGUCAUGCCAUUUUAAUUUGGUGCCUGAACAAGUUGUUGUACGAUAAGUGAGACAUUAAUGCUGGCAUGUGAAUAACAUUCCCCGGAAUUGUGCUUUUAUUCACCUCAGACAGCUAAAAUCGGGUAAACCAUAACUUAUUUGAUUCAUUAGCUAACCCGGUCUCGAUGGUAGCAUUUUAGCUAACCAGUAGUGAACCUCAGGCUAAAUCGUGAUGGAUCCUGACCAACAACUGAGAAAUCUGCGGGAUUUCCUUCUGGUUUACAACCGUAUGACUGAAAUUUGCUUCCAGCGAUGCACCAGCAACUUCAACUACAGAAACCUCACUAUGGACGAGGAGAGCUGUGUGGACAGCUGUGCAGGGAAGCUGAUUCGCUCAAACCACCGCCUGAUGGGCACGUAUGUGCAGCUGAUGCCUCGGAUGGUGCAGCGCCGCAUGGAGGAGAUGGAGAAAAAGGCAGAAGAAAAUGCAAAGGCAGCAGAGGCUGCUGCUUCUGCCACUGAAGCCUCAACGGCAUCUCAAGGCCCCAUCACCUCAUCUCCACCCCCACAAGUACCUCCUCUGUUAACUUCCUCAGUGACUGAUGUUGGACCAGAGGCCCAGGGCGCAUUCUCAAAGCCACCAGGAUUAGAUAUUCCUGUUGAGCUCAAUGCUGCUGUGUCCAAAUCCACAACAGCCUCUGUCAAAUUAUCAGCUGCUACAGCAGUUACACCUACAUCUGAAGCAGUGUUUCCCUCAGUGCUUAAUGAUGCUGGCAAUGGACUGUCUUAUUCAGUGGGCUCUCCUCAGUCACAGUUAGCUGGUACCCAAACUGAGAGCUCUGCACCUAUGUUUAUGCCAUCUAAGCCCACAUCCAUAUCAGCAGAUGUGCCUGUGUCAACAGUAGCUGCACCUACAGUCUCUAAAUCCACCGAGAGCCUGGUGGGCCAAGAGAGAGCCACAGAGCUUUCCAAGCCAUCAGGCCAAUAAUGGCUCCCAGUCUGUGUGUGUCUCAGGUGGUCAAGCUGUUCUCUUCAUCCCUCUUACUCCCACCACAAACAACCCACCUCUGAUGGGUUAAUGCAACCAAUGUUACACUCAAGUGUGAGAAAGAAUAGAUUAUUAAUUACUAGACAAAAUUAUAAAAUAAAGUAUAAUCUUACAUAUCUUGAUAAAGAUGGGGGUCAAAAUAUUUCAGAUGCAAGUGCAGAGUCUGUGCUGUAUUGAGUCCCUGCUCGUACACCUGCAUGACUCCAUUGUGUGCUGGGCUCAGCUGUGAAUCGGGAUGCUUCACCCUGUUUUUAUAGCAUCCAAUCACUAUCUUCUUAUCAGAAAAGAGGAAAAUGUCAACAUACAUCAAUGUGAUAACAACCACCUAAAAUGAGAGGAAUUAUUUUUGACAUUGUUUACUCAACAGUCAGUAAAUAAAAAUAGUUUUAAAUUUUUAGUCCCCUGUGACCUCCAUACAGGCAAUAAAAUCCUGUUAAUAAAAGUUGUGUUUUGUGAUAAGAAGCAAAAACAGAAAAGAUGUUGUCAUAACUGUGUAUAUUGGUGUGUGUGUGAGAGAGAGAGUGAGGGCAGAGAUAUUGGCAGUCAGCGAUCUACAAGGAUCAGUCUCAGUCCUGCAGCCUGGUUUGUGGAAGCCUGAUUGUUUUCUGUUUGGACUUUCAGAAGCUAGUAGAGCUCAGGUUGAUGACCCUCUAAAUAGACUCAGUCCUGAUGAUAAUUGUUUUGUACAGUAAAGUGUCUGUAAUAAACAUGAGAGGAUUCAUUUUUUUUCCAUUCUUUAUUGACAUCCUCUUGUAUUUGUUUUUUGAAAGCAUAUGCCAUCACUCAGAAGUGGGUCAGGGUGUGUGCCUCAAAGUAUGUGGGUGUUACAUAUCAUCACCUCCCUCUCUCCUCCCAACGUUUCCUGUCUUUGCACGAAACACGCUGUGUACUCUUUAAUCCAGCAAGCGAAGCCAUCUUAAAACAGGAUUCCCAGUGACUUCACUCCCCCGCAGGAAAGUUUAUGACUCUCUUUAGCAAAACUGAACAAUGUACUUCCAAGUCACAGCCAAAGAGAUUUGCAGUCCCUGUCAGGAACCAGCUAGUAGAAGAAACUGGAUUUGCUAAUUAGACAGGAGCACAUGGAAUAAGUAUCAUUUAUGCACACAUUUUGCAUUAAUGUUAUGUGUUUGCCAGACUCCAAUACAGCCUGAAUUGUCCUUUCUAACAAUAGGAAUUUUGACUUGUGACAGGUGUUGCUAAUAACAAUAAAGAUGACUCUGUUCUAUUCAUGUGUCUUGUUAAGUCAUGACAGUGAGCUUAUGGCUGUCAGGAUAUAUUGUCAACCAAUAAACGGCAAGAAACUCCAGACAGAAACGGAAAAGACAGUUUAUUUUUAAACAGUAAAAUCUCCUAACCAAUACACACACACAGACCUGACUGACUGCAGACAUUUUGACGUGUCACAGUAGGAAAUGCACUGGUUUAAAUGAUAACAUUAAUGACGGCUGAACAGAAUAGAGACAGUAUUGAGGUUAGUGACACCUUUUCCUAUCAGUGUCAAUUUCUUGUUCAGUGAGAGUUCUCUAAUACUGAGACUUGUGAGAUCAUGUGUAAAUGUUAAUGUA